Hevea brasiliensis (rubber tree) is the source of this 3901-nucleotide messenger RNA. RefSeq names its product cuscuta receptor 1. The transcript is spliced from 10 exons. Bases 513 to 3731 code for a protein of 1072 amino acids. Lineage: Eukaryota; Viridiplantae; Streptophyta; Magnoliopsida; Malpighiales; Euphorbiaceae. Gene Ontology annotation, molecular function: protein binding. The record is from RefSeq and is a predicted model, not a curated record.
UAAAUUUAGAUCAGUUUGUAAAUUAAGAUUAUUUCUGCUUAAUAUUUUGUUUUUUAAAUUAAUUUUUACUCAUUUAAUUUUUAGUUCAUAAUUUAGAUUGAUUAGAUCAAUUUCAAAUCGAAUUGUAUAAAUAAUUGAGUUGACCCUUAAUUAAAUUCUUAUUUUUUAAAUUAUUUGAGUUUGAAUAUUUUUAUAUUUUAUAAAUUGUUAUCAAAUAGACGAAUGAGGUCCAAAUUUAUCAGAAAGAGAAGCGUUGCAACUUGUAGAAAAUAAUAUAUUUUCUAAAAAUAUAGAUGAGGGAACCUGUAGACUUGUAGUAGAAAAUAAUAGCAUUAAUUGAUUAAUGACUUUUGAGUUAAAACCAAACCACAUGGUGUUGAUUUUUUUUUCUUUUUUUUUUUUUGGCUUGGGUCCCACUGGACUCUUCCCUGCCUAUAAAAGGCUAAAGCCUUCUGCAUUAGGAUGCAAGAGAGAAAUUAGCAAUAGACGAUUCCACAUAUAAAUUAUUAGAAAUGGAGAUAAUGAAAGAGUGUUGGAUAUUGGUGAUGAUUUUACUAUUGCGAGGGAGUUGGUGCUCUGAUGGUUGUUUGGAGCAUGAGAGAAUUGCUCUUUUGCAACUCAAGUUUGAGUUCAUUUCUUCUUCUUAUGAGAUGCCUUCCAGGGAUAUAUUUUUUAGUUCUCAUGAUUAUGAUUAUGAUAUGCCUCUUUGGGGUGUAAAUACUGACUGCUGUAAUUGGGGAGGGGUAAAGUGCAACACCACCACAGGGCAUGUUGUGGAACUCUCUCUUGACGGUAUAAGAAGAGGAGGAGAUUGGUAUCUAAAUGCUUCUUUGUUUCUACCCUUUCAACAACUGAAGAAUCUUUCCUUAUACGGAAAUAAUAUAGCUGGUUGCAUUAAGAAUGAAGGUUUUGAAAGGUUAUCGGUACUUGACAAUUUGGAGCUUCUUGAUUUAAGUGUCAACCAUUUCAAUAACAACAUCUUAUCAUCUCUGAGUGGUCUUUCAUUUUUAAAAUUUUUAUAUCUAUAUGAAAAUAGAUUGAAAGGAAUAAUUAAUAUUGAAGGUGGUGAAGAAUUACUAAAGCUGAGUAAUUUGCAGAUUCUUGAUUUGAGUUAUAAUAAUUUUAGUAUCAACAAUUUAUCAUUUUUCAAUGGGCUGUCAUCUCUCAAAAGUUUAUCCAUAGCAAACAUUCAAUUGAAAGGACCAUUCGAUUUGAAAGAAUUGGGUUUAAGCCAAUUGGAGGAAUUGGACUUGGGCGAAAACAACAUUACAAAAUUUGUGGACUCAAGAGAAACAAGGAGUUCAAACAAUAUAAGAGUGCUCUAUCUAUAUGGUAUCACCAUAAAAGGAAGCAUAUUAUUAGAAUCACUGAGAGUAUUGACUCACCUUAAAAGCCUCUACUUACGGGGAAGUAAUUUCGAAGGGACAAUACCAGGUCAAGGCUUGCCUCAUCUAAAGGAUUUGGAAUAUCUAGCAUUGGACGGGUCUAUCAUCAACAACAACAUUCUACAAUCAAUUGGAGUAAUGUCUUCUCUUAAGGAAUUAUCAUUGCGUGGUUGUGAACUUAACGACACGAAUUUUUUAAACCAAGGCUUGCCUCAUCUAAAGGAUUUGGAAUAUCUAGCAUUGGACGGGUCUAUCAUCAACAACAACAUUCUACAAUCAAUUGGAGUAAUGUCUUCUCUUAAGAAAUUAUCAUUGAGUGGUUGUGAACUUAAUGACACGAAGUUUUUAAACCAAGGCUUGCCUCAUCUAAAGGAUUUGGAAUAUCUAGAAUUGGACGGGUCUAUCAUCAACAACAACAUUCUACAAUCAAUUGGAGUAAUGUCUUCUCUUAAGAAAUUAUCAUUGCGUGGUUGUGAACUUAAUGACACGAAGUUUUUAAACCAAGGCUUGCCUCAUCUAAAGGAUUUGGAAUAUCUAGAAUUGGACGGCUCUAUUAUCAACAACAACAUUCUACAAUCAAUUGGAGUAAUGUCUUCUCUUAAGAAAUUGUCACUGAGUGGUUGUGAACUUAAUGACACAAAGUUUUUAAACCAAGGUGUGUGUAAACUAAAACAACUCCAAGAUUUAGACAUUUCCGAUAAUGAAAUCAGUGGUAGCUUGCCUUCAUGUCUUGCCAACUUGACAUCUCUUCAAUUUUUGUAUCUCUCUUCCAAUAAUUUCAUCGGAAACAUCUCUUUAUCUGCACUUAGAGGUUUAACGAACCUUGAACAUCUAGAUGUCUCAGACAAUCUUUUCCAAAUCCCAAUCUCAAUGAGUCCAUUUUUCAACCAUUCAAAACUCAAAUUCUUUGAAAAUGUGGGUACAAAUAAAAUAUAUGCAGAAACAAAUGAUCAAAAUUUGACCCCAAAGUUUCAAUUAGAUCAUCUCUCUCUCUCUGGUUAUGCAUGCGGUGGAGCAUUCCCCAAAUUCCUCUAUCAUCAACACAAUCUACAAUAUGUUGAUCUCUCAAGCUUGAAAAUGGGAGGAGGGUUUCCAUAUUGGUUGUUAGAAAACAACACAAAACUAGAAGGCCUUUUUUUAAACAACAAUUCCCUUUCAGGACCUCUUCAAUUACCACAUCAUUUUCAUAUGAAUUUGUCAGAGUUAGAUAUCUCAGAUAAUUUCUUCCAUGGCAAUAUUCCACUGCAGAUAGGAACAUAUUUGCCGAGAUUGAGAUAUAUGGACUUGUCUUCAAAUGGUUUCAAUGGUAGCAUUCCCUCUUCAUUUGGAAAUAUGAGCUUAUUGCGAAGCUUAGACUUAUCCAAUAACAAAUUGUCGGGUACUAUACCUAAGCACUUAACCAUGGAUUGUGUUUCAUUAAGAGAAUUUUAUUUGUCUAAAAAUCAGUUGCAAGGAUCAUUGAAACAUGCAUUUUGUGAUUGCCCUAAAUUGGUUGUGCUGGAUCUUAGCCAUAACAACAUGACUGGAAGCAUUCCAUCCGGGAUUGGAAGAUUUUCUCAAUUGAGCUAUAUGAUCUUGGGUCAUAAUAACAUUGAAGGGGAAAUCCCAAUUCAAUUAUGCAAUUUGACUCAAUUAAGUUUGAUUGAUCUUUCGCAUAAUAAUCUCUCUGGUCAUAUUCUCCCUUGUCUAAGAUCUACAAGUAAUUCAUAUAUUUCAAUAGCAGAUAUGCUUAUUACGGAUGAAGCUUUAGAGUUUACAACAAAGAGUAGAUCAUAUUCUUACAAAAGAGAUAUGCUAUCUUAUAUGUCUGGAAUUGAUCUCUCAUGCAACAAUUUGACAGGCCAAAUUCCUAUCCAAAUUGGAAGCCUCAAUGAGAUCCAUGUACUAAAUUUGUCCCAUAACAAUUUGAUAGGAAAAAUCCCAGCAUCAUUUUCCAACUUAAGCCAAGUUGAGAGCUUGGAUCUUUCAUACAACAACUUGCAAGGCCACAUCCCUUCCCAGCUCACUGAGCUAAAUUUUUUGGAAGUUUUCAAUGUGUCAUACAAUAAUUUAUCUGGUAGAACACCUGAAAGGGUUGCACAAUUUGCAACAUUUGAUGAAAGCAGCUAUCGAGGUAACCCUCUUCUUUAUGGAUGGCCAAUGCAAAAGAACUGGAUUGUAAUGGUAUCUCCUCCAUCAACUUCAAGAAGUUCAAUUAACGAUGAAGAAAGUAAUUUUUUUCAUGGAUAUGGGUGUUUUCUAUGUGAGUUUUGGGGUGACUUACAUUAUGGUCUUAUUGGCAAUUGCCACAGUUCUAUUCAUAAAUCCAUAUUGGCGACAUGUUUGGUUUUACUUCAUUCAGAUUAGUAUAGACAAUUGCUAUUAUUUUAUAGUAGACAAUUUUGCUUUUUUAUCCAAGCUUAAAUUAUUUUGUAGAUAAAUGUAUUAUGUAUUUAUGUAUCUUUUUAUUAACCUCGACUUUGAGAUUGAAACUCAAACAGUCAUAUUAAUCAAUGGAUAUUUUAUACGUUCAUGUA